AUGUCUUCACUUCUGAACAAGCUCACGGGCCCAACUACGACUCAUCAUACUGAGAAUAUGCAGCCCACAUCCACCACCACCGCUCCUCAUCGAGAGAACCUCCACCAAGGCAACUUUCGCGAAGAGCCAAGGUACCAGGAGAACGUCUACGAGAACAAUGCUGGCCGAACUGGCCAUGGCAGACAUGACCUGGGCCACGAGAACUUGAGGCGAGAUGAAGUUCCUAUCCAGAACAACAUCGCUCACGAGAACGUCGGCACAACCGGCCACGGCAGACACAACUUAGCCUCUGACAACUUGGGGCGACAUGAUGCCCCUAUUCAUAACAAUGUUCCUCACCAGGGCUAUGGUGCAACCAGAACUGGCACCGUUCACAAUACCUACGAGAACAACGUUGGUCGAACCAAUCAUGGCCUGGGCCACGAGAACUUGAGGCAAAGUGAAGUUCCUGGCCAGAGCAAUAUCCGUCAUGAGAACGUCGGCACAACUAGCCACGGCAGACACGACUUGGCUUCUAACAACCUAGGGCGACACGACGUCCCCGCUCAGAGCAACAUCCGUCAUGAGAACGUUCACCAAACCGACCACGCCAGACACGAUUUGGCCUCGAGCGGCCUGGGGCGGCACGAUAUCCCUGCUCAGAGCGGUCAUCACAGUCAUCAAGCCAACACCAUCAAGACCGGCCCUGUCCACAACAGCGAGAUGCUGAACAAGCUCGACCCUCGCGUUCACGAGCACAAGGACAGGACUGCAGCCGAUCACACAUUGACUGGCACGACACACGGCCAAGUGCCCUUGGAUGCCGCCCGAGUGCCUCCCUCGGUGAUGCAGGAGCAUUUGGGCCCCCCAACCAUUGAGCACGACUUUCCUCAUGACAGCAAGCACAAGAGGCAUUCCGUCAGCCACCAGGAGGCUCACAUUAUGCGAUAA
This is a messenger RNA of Clonostachys rhizophaga, 930 nucleotides long. The record is from the annotation of a GenBank genome assembly. NCBI's taxonomy places the organism in Eukaryota, Fungi, Ascomycota, Sordariomycetes, Hypocreales, Bionectriaceae.